This is a messenger RNA of Pogoniulus pusillus (Red-fronted tinkerbird), 1680 nucleotides long. RefSeq names its product F-box protein 4 (gene FBXO4). Gene Ontology annotation, cellular component: SCF ubiquitin ligase complex. Gene Ontology annotation, molecular function: protein binding. The record is from RefSeq and is a predicted model, not a curated record. Bases 1 to 1188 code for a protein of 395 amino acids. Lineage: Eukaryota; Metazoa; Chordata; Aves; Piciformes; Lybiidae. The transcript has 7 exons. Gene Ontology annotation, biological process: SCF-dependent proteasomal ubiquitin-dependent protein catabolic process; protein polyubiquitination.
AUGCGGGGAGCGGCCACGGAGCUCACCAACAUGUCGGCCAGCGCAGCGGAGGAGCGGGGCGGUUUGGAGGCUGCGGUGCUGGGUCGUCUCCGUCUGCUCCGGGAGCGCUGGAUGCGGGGGCCCCGAGAACGCGGUGGUACUGACCCCUUUGCAGGUCCCCUGCCUCCAGCGCGCCCAGAGGACGCAGAGGAAGUGAUCACCCUGCAGAUACUGCCGAUUGAUGUGCAGCUGCACAUCAUGUCCUUCCUUUCACCCCAAGAUUUGUGCCAUUUGGGAAGCACGAGUUGUUACUGGAGGGCAGCUGUACAAGAUCCGUUGUUGUGGAGGUAUUUUCUCAUGAGGGAUCUCCCCUUUUGGACAUCCAUUGACUGGAAAUCGCUCCCAGAUGUGGAGAUAUUUAACAAAGCCUUUUCAGAGGUCAGCGAUAAUGAGCUGUAUGAUUACAUGGCAAUAUACAAGAAAAGCUGUCCUCAGAACAGAAGAAGUUUGAAAUCGAGCCGUCCCCGGUAUGAGGCUGUGACUUCAUUUUUGCAGUCGCUGGUCACUCAGGCAGAGCCUCGCUUUGCUAUGUUUGGGCCAGGUUUGGAGGAGCUGGACAAUUCCUUAGUGCAAAAGAUGAUGACAUGCCCAGAUAUUCUGCUGGUAGCUGGACUACCUCAAAGACAAAUUCAUGGAAUUGGAUCAGGAGUCAGUUUCCAGUUUAAUAACAAUCAAAAAUUCAAUAUUUUGACAUUGUACUCAACCACCAGUGCAGAAAGAAGGAGAGCAAGAGAGGAGCAAGCUGUUGCUGUGAAUAAGAUGUUCUACCAAGAGAACCAAGGGAAUCAGCAAGCUGUGCAGUACAGUGUAAUAGAUCAAGUGAAAAAGGUCUGCGAAGUAGUUGAUGGAUUCAUUUAUGUUGCUAAUGCAGAAUCCCAUAAAAAGCAUGAUCGUCAAGAGGAACUGGCUCGCAUUUUGGCCAUGAUCGAUCCAGCCCUUGGACCUGGGAACAGACCUCUGCUGGUUCUGUCUUGUGUCUCUCACGCUGAUGUGAAGAGAAUUCCGUGUGUUUACAUGGCACAUCAGUUGCAACUAAGUCUGAUACAUCAGCCCUGGAUGGUGCAGGACACCAUAGCUGCAACUUUAGCUGGAUUGGUAAAUGGAAUUGAAUGGCUUCUGGAAGAAGCAAAUUGUAAAAAUGCACAGUAAUCUGCCUGUGCGUUGCUUUAUUGUACAGAGACUGAUGUUAUUCAGUUGGGGUGAAGGAGUGAAUCUAGUCCUGGCAGCAGAGAGAUUUAAAAGGCAAAUAAGCAUAUAUAUCUAUAUAACUCAUAUAUACAUUGUUCCAGUGAGCUCUUUGGGAUCCAGGAAGUGCACACACGCAUGGGUACCCCUCUCUGGGUACAGUUUCAGCAAUUUGUUAUAGCUCAAGUACUAAAAUAAUUAGGAGAUGCACUGGAAACUACAGUGGUGAAUAAGAUACAGCAAUGCCAAGUAAUUCUGUUGAUCAAAGAGCAGGUUAUAAUCAUCCUAUCCAAUUAACCAGCAAUACUCCUGACAUGUGUAGAUCGCAGAGCCGGCAGGCACUUUUCUUGGAUGGGCGUCCCCAUCAGGAACUGCACUAUCAUGCAGGCUAGAUGUUAGGAGGAAGUUGUUGCCAGAGAGAGUGAUUGGCAUUGGAAUGGGCUGCCCAGGGAGGUG